GUCAGGGAGGGAGGCAGAGUUGAAAACAGCGAGGAAAGGGAGGACGGUCGGCGGUACCGAGGGUCACAGGGAUGUACAGUAAACACAGGCAGAAAAAUGCCCAACUACCACCGGCAAGAUGGGGACGUUUGCUCGUGUUUCUUUCUUUUCUGCUGCUGAACGGCACUCUGGACCGAGCCAGCGGGAACACCGGAGAACAAGGGCUGCGGGGGGGAAGGACGGCGACGGCACAGUGGCUCUCACAAAGCCGGAGCAAAAGGGAGGCUGGAACCUCGACACAGGAGCAGUACCCAGACAGAGGGGAAGUACAGCUCUCAUCCAGCCACCUCCAACUGGUGCUACAAGUGGAACGUAAUCAGGAGCUCAUAGGUCCAGACUUCACAGAGACCUAUUACACAGAAGAUGGGCAGCCGGUGACUGUGUCCAACAACAGUUACACUGUAAGUAUGCAGGAUCACUGCUUCUACCACGGCCAUGUGAGAGGACAUCCAGAGUCCUGGGUGGCUCUCAGCACAUGCUCAGGAAUCAGGGGCCUGAUAUCCUUGAAUUCCAGUGACACCUACUACCUGGAGCCAAUCAGUGGUGUGGAUCUUCCCCACCACUCGCUGUGGAGGGCAGAGGAACUGCCAAUUAAAGGAGGGAGCUGUGGACACGGCCAUCCCACCCAGCAUUACAACCACAUCUCCAACCUGCUGGGACAGUUCCAUUCCAGGGUUAAGAGGGAUGCCGGGGGUACCACCAAGUACAUGGAGCUGUACAUCGUGGCCGACAACACUCUGUUUAAGCGGCAGAAUAAGGACUACGAAAAAACCAAGGCCAGGAUAAUGGAAAUUGCCAAUUACGUGGAUAAGUUCUACAGGGCUCUGAACAUCCGGGUGCCUCUGAUUGGUCUGGAGGUGUGGACGGACAGAGACCAGUGCAUCGUCAACGAGGAUCCCAACGCCACGCUCUGGUCCUUCCUCCAGUGGAGACAGAAGCUGAAGUCCCGCAAGAAACACGACAACGCCCAGUUGCUGACCGGUGUGAUUUUCAAGGGGACGACUAUCGGGAUGGCACCGCUGGAGGGGAUGUGCAGCCUGGAAAACUCUGGAGGCAUCAACGUGGACCACUCUGAGCUGCCCAUCGGCGCCGCGGCAACCAUGGCCCACGAGAUCGGACACAACUUCGGCAUGAGCCACGACCACGACGGCUGCUGUGUGGAGGCCACGGCCGAGCAGGGGGGGUGUGUGAUGGCUGCUGCCACCGGCCAUCCGUUCCCACGUGUCUUCAGUCGCUGCAGCAAGCGGGACCUGGACAGCUACUUCCAGAAGGGGGGGGGCAUGUGUCUUUUCAACAUGCCCAACAUGAAGGACCUGGUGGGGGGCAAGAAGUGCGGCAACGGCUUUGUGGAGGACGGAGAGGAGUGCGACUGUGGAGAGCCUGAGGAAUGCACCAAUGAUUGCUGCAAUGCCAAUAACUGCACCUUGAAGGAGGAGGCUCAGUGUGCGCAUGGAGUGUGCUGCGAGGGCUGCAAGCUGAAGCAGUCAGGGACCAUGUGCCGGGGGCCCGCGGGGGCCUGUGACCUGCCUGAGUACUGCACCGGGGCCUCCCCCUACUGCCCCUCCAACGUGUACCUGCUGGACGGAUCCUCCUGCCAGUACGGAGUGGCCUACUGCUACACCGGCAUGUGCCUCACCCACCAGCAGCAGUGCCUGCAGCUGUGGGGCUACGGAGCCCGCCCGGCCCAUGAUGCCUGCUUCGAAGAUGUCAAUGCCGCAGGGAACGCUUUUGGGAACUGUGGGAAAGAUGAACAUGGCAACUAUUUGAAGUGUCAGAAAAGCGAUGCAAAGUGCGGUAAGAUCCAGUGCCACAGUGCUGCCAAGAAGCCCAAAGGCACCAACGCCGUCUCCAUAGACACCACCAUCAAGACGGACGGCAUCGAGGUGAAGUGCCGCGGCACCUACGUCUACAGCACCCAGGACGGCCAGGGGGACCUGCCGGACCCCGGCCUCGUGAUGACCGGCACCAAGUGUGGAGAGGGCAAGGUGUGCAGAGACCGCCGAUGCCAAAAUGCCUCUUUUACCGAGCUGGAGACUUGCAUCACACGCUGUCACGGAAAAGGGGUGUGUAACAGUAAUGGGAACUGCCACUGUAAUCCCGGGUGGGCCCCCCCCUUCUGUGAGAAGCCAGGACUGGGCGGCAGCGUGGACAGUGGACCUGUUCAGUAUGACAGUCAGGUGGGGCUGGUGGUGGGACUGCUGUUUGCCUUCCUGUUGAUCCUGCCUGCAGUGCUGCUGCUCUUCUACUGCCACAGGAUCAAGACCUCCUAUUACCAUAAGUGGCUUUCCCAGAGAGAGAAGAACAAGAGCAACAAGAUGGAGGCAUCGGUGGAGAAAGGGAAAAACGGCCAUCUGAAUCCUGCCUUUCACCUGAAGGUGGUCGGACCAAUCAACAAAGCUAGCAGCCACAAGGGGCUUCCUCACACCAGCAAAGAGGUCCUGCCUCUCAGACCGGGCCCUGUGUCUAAUGGCACCCAGCCAGUGAACAUAGUGCGACCUCUGAGACCCAGCCAGUCCCCCAUGGGCGGUUCCCGGGAUGUUAAGGUGGUUCGCCCGCCUCUGCCAGUCAGCAAGCCCCCAACGGCCCCACCUAAAUCCCCUGGAACCCCACAGAGACUCAGCCCACCCAAGAAACCCCUGCCCCUGAACCCAACACGAUCUCCACUGUUAGUGUCUGAGCUGCAGCCCAGACGGUCCCCCUUCCCCCCUCAGAGGCCCCUCCCCCUCAGCCCGGCCAGAGGAGCAUCCCCCACAGUGAGUCCAGCCCGGACCCCGCUCUCCAAACCCUCCACGGGCCUGCUGGUCAUGAUGCCCCCGGCAGUGGGACCCAAACCUGUGGGCAAAGUCACAGCCAUCCCCCCUCUCAGAGCUCUCAGACCGGUCCCAGGUGCCAAACCAAACACAGCCUCGCCUCCACCAAGGAAAUGACCUUCUGCUCCCCCCCGACAGCCUAUUUGCACUAAAGAGACUUUGGCUGGUACACCACAGCGCUGUCACACAGAGGAGGACGAAGACAAAGUCAAAACCGGGAGAAAAGCAGGACUCUUCUAAGUUCAGACUUCAAAAUGAAACCCUACCCCCGCCCCCAUUCUCAACUCUGCCCACUCCUCCCAGCGAGCUAACAUUAUCCACGAUGACGCGGUUUUGCACGAGGCCUUGCAGACUGAGACAAGUGUUAUCGCUGGGGGGGGGGGGGGAGGCGCUCACAUUUGCCAAAUCAAUUUUUUUAGGAUUAUCGUUUGUUUUUUAAUAUGUUAAUGCUGUCUGUGUAUACAAAAAAAUGCAUUUUGUAAUGUUUUGUUUACAGUUUGUUUAUUGUCCUGUUUUAUGAUUUAUGUUAUGUGCCAAAGAGGUCUCUUCAUACCUGGGGUGUGUCAGCGAAAACGCUUGAAAAUCUUCUCAUAAAGUUUACCGCAAGUCACCUCCUCCAUUUUCCUUAGGUUUGAUAAUUUAUUGUAUUGUAUGAGGAAUGUUUAAAAUUACAAAUCCGGAGACACAGUGGCCUAUGGGGAGCCAAUCACACAGCAGCUUCUUUGAACAGUGUUUACAUGGGGGAGGGUCUGAUGGUGGGACUUGCAGGACACACCCUGAUCGCUCAUGUUGAUUUGAAUGUCUUUUGCUGUGUGUUAUGACUUUUGAAUUGUUACAUAAAAUAUUUUUACAAAACUAUCA
Molecule: messenger RNA, 3710 nt
Organism: Trematomus bernacchii (emerald rockcod)
Lineage: Eukaryota; Metazoa; Chordata; Actinopteri; Perciformes; Nototheniidae
Gene: adam19a
Product: ADAM metallopeptidase domain 19a
Exons: 23
Coding region: 72-2966 (964 amino acids)
Biological process (GO): proteolysis
Molecular function (GO): metalloendopeptidase activity
Source: RefSeq, a predicted model, not a curated record